AUGUCUAUGGAACUUUUGAAUAAAUAUGGCGUAAAUACACCAAAAGGCGGUGUCGCAAGAACGCCUCAAGAGGCUUUUGAGGUGGCGAAAAACUUAGGUACAGAGGACGCUGUAAUUAAAGCACAAGUCCUUGCCGGCGGCCGUGGUAAGGGUGUGUUUGAAAGUAGUCUUAAAGGCGGUGUCCGAACCAUCUUUUCCCCAACCGAAGCUGAAAUGUUUGCUAGGAAAAUGCUGGGUUAUAAACUCAUAACAAAGCAGACCGGACCAGGUGGAAAAAUAUGUAAUUCGGUUUACAUUGUCGAACGUAAAUUUGUCCGUCGUGAAUAUUAUUUUGCUAUUCUUCAAGAUCGAAAGACCCAAGGCCCCGCUAUCGUCGCUUCAUCUCAAGGUGGUGUCGACAUUGAAAGCGUUGCAGCUGAAAAUCCUGAGGCUAUUUUAACAUUAAGUAUCGACAUCAAUGAUGGUCUGAAGAAAGACGAUGCCCUGUCUUUGGCAGAAAAGUUGGGCUUUUCUCCAAAAAUUCGCGAAGAGGCUGCUGACAUGAUGCAGAAACUUUACAAGCUAUUCGUAGACAAAGAUUGUACUCAAGUAGAAAUUAAUCCGAUGGCCGAAUCUAUAGAUCAUGAAGUUUUGUGUAUGGAUGCAAAACUGAAUUUUGAUGAUAACGCGGAAUUCAGACAAAAGGAUGUAUUUACCUUACGCGACACCACUCAAGAAGACUCACGUGAGGUUGCCGCUGCAAAAUAUAACUUGAAUUAUAUCGGCUUGGAGGGACAGAUAGGCUGUUUGGUGAAUGGUGCCGGUUUGGCAAUGUCAACUAUGGACAUUAUUAAGCUACAUGGCGGAGAACCAGCUAAUUUCUUGGAUGUUGGCGGUGGCGCUACUGCAGAGCAAGUAACCGAAGCGUUUAAAAUAAUUUCAUCAGAUCCACAAGUGACUGCCAUUUUGGUUAACAUUUUUGGAGGUAUCAUGCGUUGUGAUAUUAUUGCUCAAGGCAUUAUUCAAGCCACUUCACAACUAUCAUUGUCCAUACCCGUAAUUGUGCGAUUGCAAGGUACUGAAGUCGAUUCAGCCAAGAAACUUAUAGCUGAAUCCGGAUUACGUAUAAUUUCUGCUGAUGAUCUUGAUGAGGCGGCUUCGAAAGCCGUACAAUUAUCAAAAAUAAUUCAGCUUGCAAGGGAAGCAAAUAUUGGAGUUUCUUUUGAGCUACCUAUAUAA
Molecule: messenger RNA, 1218 nt
Organism: Cetraspora pellucida
Lineage: Eukaryota; Fungi; Glomeromycota; Glomeromycetes; Diversisporales; Gigasporaceae
Source: the annotation of a GenBank genome assembly